UUGCCUUCCAGCGACGAGGACAACAAACCUCUCCAGGGCAGCCGGACGUCCCUGGACGGGCCGGUGAAGGAGAGCGACGACAGCCUGGUGGACUACGGCGAGGGCGGGGACGGCCAGUUCAACGAGGACGGCUCCUUCAUCGGCCAGUACACCGUGAAGAAGGACAAGGACGAGACCGAGGGCAACGAGAGCUCCGAGGCCACGUCCCCGGUCAACGCCAUCUACUCUCUGGCGUAG
Menidia menidia (Atlantic silverside) is the source of this 237-nucleotide messenger RNA. The record is from the annotation of a GenBank genome assembly. Lineage: Eukaryota; Metazoa; Chordata; Actinopteri; Atheriniformes; Atherinopsidae.